AUGGGAGUAACAAAAAAACCUGAUUUAAGUGACCCUGUUUUACGAGCUAAAUUAGCUAAAGGUAUGGGUCAUAACUAUUAUGGAGAACCUGCUUGGCCUAAUGAUCUUUUAUAUAUUUUUCCAGUUGUUAUUUUAGGUACUAUUGCAUGUACUGUAGGCUUAGCUGUUUUAGAGCCUUCUAUGAUUGGUGAACCAGCAAAUCCUUUUGCAACUCCUUUGGAAAUUUUACCUGAAUGGUACUUUUUUCCAGUUUUUCAAAUACUUCGCACAGUUCCUAAUAAAUUAUUAGGUGUUCUUUUAAUGGCUGCAGUACCUGCAGGCUUAUUAACAGUACCUUUUUUGGAAAAUGUAAAUAAGUUUCAAAAUCCUUUCCGUCGUCCAGUAGCAACAACUGUUUUUUUAAUUGGUACUGUAGUAUCUAUUUGGUUAGGUAUUGGAGCAGCUUUACCUAUUGAUAUAUCAUUAACUUUAGGGCUUUUUUAA
Molecule: messenger RNA, 483 nt
Organism: Physcomitrium patens
Lineage: Eukaryota; Viridiplantae; Streptophyta; Bryopsida; Funariales; Funariaceae
Source: the annotation of a RefSeq genome assembly